GUCAUCAUUAGUGGACAAAGCAUGUCUCACGGGUUCAUGUAGACGCCACAGACAGUUUAUAUAACAGACAACACACUGAGUCCUCAGAGAAAUGGCCUCAGACAAUGCUUCUAAAGUCUCCUCUCUGAAGGGGAAAGUCACUCUGGUGACCGGGGCCAGCUCGGGCAUCGGGGCAGGGACGAGUCUCCUGUUCGCUAAACUCGGAGCUUUGCUGGCUCUGAACGGACGAGACGUGGAGAACCUGGAGAAGGUGGCUCAGCAGUGCGUCGACUGUGGAGCAGCUCAGCCUCUGCUCGUUCCCGGAGACCUGACGGACGAGGAGACGGUGAAGAAGACGGUGGAGCAGACCAUCGCUCACUUCGGCCGCCUGGACGUCCUGGUGAACAGCGCCGGUAUCCUGGCCAUGGGCGGCAUCGAGACCUCGGACCUGGCCCAGUACGACCGCGUCAUGAACAUCAACGUCAGAUCUGUCUACCAUCUGACUCAACUGUGUGUCCCACACCUGAUAAAGACCAAAGGCUCCAUCGUCAACGUGUCCAGCGUCAAUGGACAGAGAUCAUUCCCUGGUGUGUUGGCCUACUGCAUGUCCAAGUCGGCCAUUGACCAGUUCACACGUUGUAUAGCACUGGAGCUGGCUUCAAAGCAAGUCCGAGUGAACUCUGUGUGCCCAGGUGUGAUCAUCACAGAUGUCCACAAGAGAGCAGGACUGGAUGAGGAGCAGUAUGCUCAGUUUCUCGCCAAGUGCAAACAGACCCACGCCCUGGGUCGGCCAGGCGAGGUGGAGGAAGUGGCCCAGAGCAUCGCCUUCCUGGCGUCCGACGCUUCCAGCUUCAUCACCGGAGUCAACCUGCCUGUGGACGGCGGUCGCCACGCCAUGUGCCCGAGAUGAGGCUGUGUAUUUUAACAUAGAGCGGUUCUGCUAAUAUAAAACUUUCAAACUCUCACAGUCUCUGAGUCUCUGUAUCCAUCGACACUGUGGUUGACAGAAUUCGCCGCAUUGCCACUAAAAUUAAACCGAGGAGAAAUGUUGCGGAGAGGGAAACAAACAACGAGGCAUAACUUCAAGGACUCCAUUUUUCUCUGUGUUUACAACGGCACAAGCUGUCAGGACGUUGACAGUUCCAGGUGUGAAGUGAACAGAAGGAGGGAAAAAAUGUACUUUUCCAAACAGGCAGUUUAAAUGCAUUUUGUUAUCUCGCUUUUGCUUUUUCGCUAUGAAAUGUUCAACGAUGAGAGAGAGAGAGAGAGAAAAACUUCAAGCUGCUUCUCAACAAAGGUUUCAGAACAUUUAUUAAAUUACCUUUUUCAUUAGACUUCAUUCACACGGCAUAAAAUGUCUGUACAGACCUGUGA
Molecule: messenger RNA, 1353 nt
Organism: Pleuronectes platessa (European plaice)
Lineage: Eukaryota; Metazoa; Chordata; Actinopteri; Pleuronectiformes; Pleuronectidae
Exons: 8
Coding region: 92-889 (265 amino acids)
Molecular function (GO): oxidoreductase activity
Source: RefSeq, a predicted model, not a curated record